UUGUGGUCUGUGGUUCGUGGUAAACGUCUCUGGGUGUCAUCGUUAUUUUAAUGACAUUGUUGGCCCUGUUUGUAUACAAAUUCUUAAAAAAUGGUAUUGAUAAGACCAGACUCUGAAGCAGAUAAGCAUCGUCCGUAUCAUAAUAAAACACCUAAACGUGUUUUACAUUUUUCUGAUGGUACUUUGGAAGAGUAUAGUACAGAUGAUGAGGAAGUAGACUCGCCCCAUAAAGAAGUUGUCGAUCCCAGAACUCUAUCAUGGGGACCCUGGAUGGUGUAUAAAACUUGGGCUGCCGGAGAAACCACACUAUCUGUCAUCGACUACAUUGGCGAAUCUUUAGCAUCCUUGUUUGGUAUUACAACUCCAAAGUACUAUUUUGAACUAGAAGAGUACAAAAGACAGCAAGAACAGGAGAAAAAGAUUGAGGAAUUACAGAAAGGUUGGUCCGAGCCAGCUGACAGUGUCAUUAACAUACCUCUAGAAACUGUUGCAACUAGCCAACCAAAACCCGUCAAUGUCUAGCUCAAAGAAUCCUGCGGAUAUUAAUGCAUUUUUUACUUAUAUUACAAAUGUGCCUGUUUAAGCAAUUAAAUAAAUACUAAUAUGAGCAACAAAGAUUCUAGUUUAGCUACUAUUUUGCACAGAUAAUGUUUUUAUAUGGCACUCAAUAAUGAUAUAAUAUAAUAUGCCUAAGUUACCAAAUUUUGUAUUU
Cylas formicarius (sweet potato weevil) is the source of this 712-nucleotide messenger RNA. Its product is annotated as protein FAM177A1. The record is from RefSeq and is a predicted model, not a curated record. The transcript has 2 exons. NCBI's taxonomy places the organism in Eukaryota, Metazoa, Arthropoda, Insecta, Coleoptera, Brentidae. Bases 91 to 522 code for a protein of 143 amino acids.